AUGAAGCCCAUUGGGAAAAUCUAUUCGGAGAAGCUGCCGUACAGAAAAGCGGCACAAAUCCUCAUAGCCGCCGUCGUCAUCGUUUCGGCGGUCAUCGUAGCAUUGGCACUCACCGUUUUCCGGCCGAGGGACCCUACUGUGACGAUUGACCUCGUCGGCUUGUCAAGAGUUCAGCUGAAGGACCUAGUUUUCGCCAAGAAUCUCACAACAGCCGUCGCCAUAGGCAUUAGCAACGACAAUUACGGCAGCUUUGCAUGGACAGAUUUCACGACGGCAGUCAAGUAUAAUGGACAAGUCGUGGGCGAGAUUCCGAUUCGGGAAAAGUUGGUCCCUCAGCGCUCAUAUACAAACAUCACGACUUCCAUAACCAUGCAAUUGGACAAGUUGAAUGAAGACUUGGCAGCCGUGGCGGCCGCUCUGACCGGCGGAGGUUUGAAUCUCACUUGCUCGGUGACGGUUUAUGGCAAGAUCAGACCGCUUAGGAUUUGGCCCAGGUUCCAUGGUUCGGUUUACGUUGAUUGCGUGAGUUCUUUGUACGUCAAUACGCACCGUUCGGGUAACGAAUUCCACAUCUUCAAAGGGCAAUCUACCUGCUGGACUAAACUCAAAUUGACCUAA
This is a messenger RNA of Linum tenue, 618 nucleotides long. NCBI's taxonomy places the organism in Eukaryota, Viridiplantae, Streptophyta, Magnoliopsida, Malpighiales, Linaceae. The record is from the annotation of a GenBank genome assembly.